This is a messenger RNA of Brenthis ino (lesser marbled fritillary), 1437 nucleotides long. The record is from the annotation of a GenBank genome assembly. NCBI's taxonomy places the organism in Eukaryota, Metazoa, Arthropoda, Insecta, Lepidoptera, Nymphalidae.
AUGUCUAAAUGGGUUGGCUUUGCCGUGUCCGUUAACUGUGGUGAGCCCCUGGGCUGCUACCAGGGUACAAUAUUGGAGGCUGAUGGCAAUACAAUUACACUUACAAAAGCAUUUCGAAAUGGAUUUCCAUAUCCGAAAUCGCAGGUUACUUUAAACGCUGCGGAUAUAAAAGAUUUGAAAAUAAUAGAAGAAGCACGUCCAGAGCCAGCCGAGCAGACUCACAGUACAGUGGCAGUCACAAAAAAUAAUAAAAAAGUUCAAAGGGCCACAGUAUGUGAAAAUUUACAAGCUAAUCCUUCACAUUCUGGCAAUCAGCACAACAAUUCUACAAACAAAGUGAUAACCUCGAGAGGUACCACACAGGCUCCCGUCCGAAGUAAGCCAAUCGAUAUACAGGGGGCGAGGAGUAAUAAAAAUAUCCAUCACUCGGGCAGCUACGGCAACGCGGGCUCAACGCCGAAGGCUCGCGGUGCGGCGCCGCACGAGCGCGCGCGCCGCCGCAACGAGGCCUGCUUCGGUGAAGCCGCCGACCCCGCGCUCGACGACGACUUCGACUUCGAGGGCAACCUCGCGCUUUUCGACAAGCAGGCGCUGUGGCAGGAGAUGCGCGCCGCUGCGCGCCCCGACGUCGUGCGCGCCGCCGACGACGCCGCGCGCUUUCGCCACGACGAGAACGUGCUGGGCGCCGCGCCCGCGCUGCCCGCCAUCCGCCUGCCGCCCGAGCUGGCCGGCCCCGUGGUCUACAGCGCCGACGACGGCCGCCGCGUGCCCUCGGCCGGCCCGCGCCUGCGCCGCGCCUUCUGGCUCGGCCUGCGCCGCCUGCGCUUGCUGGGCGCCGCGCGCACGCUGCUGGCGCGCGCCGCCGCGGACGUGGCGCUGCGCCUCAGUGGCGGCGUGCGCCGGCUGGAGGCGCGCAACGCGCACCAGGCGCCCGUGGCCGUGGUGCUGGCGGGCGCGCACGGCGCCGGCGCCUGCGGCGUGGCGGCGGCGCGCGUGCUGGCGGCGCACGGCGUGCGCGCGCAUGUGCUGCUGGCGGGCGCCGCGGGCGGGGAGCAGUGCGAGGAGCUCCGGCGCGAGGUGGAGGCGUACGAGCUGGACGGCGUGGCGGUGGCGCGCGAGCCGGCGGCGCUGCCGGCGCCCGACGUGGUGGUACUGGCGCUGUACGACCCGCUGCUGGACGACGCGCAGGAGCGCUACGGCGCGGCGCUGGCGUGGGCGGCGCGCGCGCGGGCGGCGGCCCUAGCGCUGGAGCCGCCGGGCGCGGGCUGGGAGGGGCUGGGCGCGCGCGCGGCGCUGCUGGCCGGGCUGCCGGCCGCGCUGCCGGCGGCCCUGGGGCGGCUGUACCUCGCCAACGUGGCGCCGCCGGCCGCGCUGUUCCGCGACCUGCGCGUGACGUACCGCUCGCCCUUCGGCGCAUCCUCCGUGCUGGCGCUCAAC